Molecule: messenger RNA, 798 nt
Organism: Pectinophora gossypiella (pink bollworm)
Lineage: Eukaryota; Metazoa; Arthropoda; Insecta; Lepidoptera; Gelechiidae
Gene: Trs31
Product: trafficking protein particle complex subunit 5
Exons: 5
Coding region: 149-709 (186 amino acids)
Biological process (GO): endoplasmic reticulum to Golgi vesicle-mediated transport
Cellular component (GO): TRAPPIII protein complex; TRAPPII protein complex; TRAPPI protein complex
Source: RefSeq, a predicted model, not a curated record
ACAUUUGUUAUUUGUCAUUGCAAAAUAUGAUAAAUACGGAGCUGAUUUCAAUUUCUAACUAAAAAUCUUUAUUUUCAGCUCUUAUUUUAGUCAUAGUUGCGUGGAAAACGAUUACUUACUUAAUCAAAGACGUUUAUAAGUGCACACCAUGUCGUCUAGUCGUUCAAAGACAUCGAUUCUUGACAAGCCUCUUAGCAAAGGAAAAGGGGAGGUUUCGCUGGCUUUUUACGCUUUAUUGUUCUCUGAAAUCGUCCAGUAUUGUCAGAAUAGAUCACAUUCUAUUCAAGAACUACAGAAUAAAUUAUCAGAUAUAGGACAGGAUGUGGGCACAAGACUUCUGGAUCUCUACUUUGUAAGAGAGAGGAGUAGCAAGAGAGAGAUAAAGCUGCUGAACAUUUUGCUCUUUGUCAAGUCUACUCUCUGGAAGGUACUUUAUGGUAAAGAGGCGGACAAACUGGAACACGCUAAUGAUGAUGAGAGAACAUAUUAUAUUAUAGAGAAGGAUGCAUUGGUGAACAAAUUCAUCAGUGUGCCUAAAGAUAAAGGCUCUUUAAACUGCGCGACAUUCAACGCUGGGAUCAUAGAGGCAGUGUUGACUAAAAGUGGAUUUCCUGCCAAAGUGACUGCCCACUGGCAUAAAGGCACAACUUACAUGGUCAAGUUUGAAGAUUCCGUUAUCACCAGGGAUAAGUCGCUUGAUGACCGCUAAACGUUGAUGUAUCAUUAUAUAAGUAUUAUAGUUUAAUGCUAAGUGUAUGUGAAGCUUGUUCGAUUUCUGAAUUAAAAUGUUUAUGAGAA